AUAUAGAGAACAAAGAUUUGCAGAUGAACAGAAAUAUUAAUUGGCCUUCGAGCAAUAAUAUCCAUGAUCACACAAGACGGGAACCCAGAUUUCUAACUAGUCAGAUAUGGAUGAACCAGUUGGAAAACGACAUACAAGCGCAAGGAGUGGAAAUCGUUGAGAUUAAUUCCGCAGAUUCUUCUCAAUCGUCGAGUGAAGGCAAUCCUAAACUGCAUCCGUGGAGUUAUGCUAGUAAACUAAAUAGGGAGGAAAGCGAUAUCCCACAAGCCAGACCGAGAAACAUAAACGGUUUGGCGGAAAAUAACAGAUUCCAUAACGAAUUCGACGGUUCUCUUUAUUUCAACAACUGUAAAACCCCAGAUACUGCCGAAAUUGAGGCAUUUAACCAAACAUGCUUCAAUAUACUCGAUAAGCUUUCAGCGCUGAAAGUGGACAGUUCAAUCGAAGAUUUCGAUUCCAACGAGGCACGAGAUGACGAAAUGGAAGCCCGAUGGGACGGCGUAGAUAACGAAGAAUACGUCUUCAGUUCCGACUUAGACCAGGAUAAACGUACUAUAUGGAUUUAUUCGUUAAAAAAUAGGCGGAUUCUUUCAGAGGACAGCUACGAACUCGUCAAUAUCCGAAGCCGCGAGACUAUCUCCUCCGAAAUCGACAAAGAACUAGACACGAGCAAGUCAACUAGAGUAUCAAGCCCUAUCCCAACUACGCAUAUUCCGAGACUGGAUCUCUCGCUCGGUGCCACUUUACCCAACGUAACAGAAGUGACCGAACCCAAAUCAUCGGAAUCUUUAAACCGAAAAUACGUGCCUAUAAGACAGAAGCCGACCAACAACUGGUGUGUGGACAACUCAGAAAAGGCAAAUAAGGAUAAUGUUACUAAUAUAGUUAACUGGAUGGCGCUUUCGCCGAGAGAGAGACGUCACUCGCGGCACAUAAAUGCCCAGAAACAACUUCAAAUGGUUGUUGAAGUUCCUCAAGAUGAAGACAGAGUACAAGUUCCUAAAACUAAUUUUCCAGAUCCCGCGAUUUUCGAAGCGAAAUCAAAUCGCGAAGACAAGUUGGACAAAUCAGACGAAACAGACAUCAAGACACCUUCACAAAACGACUCCCAAAGAUCUUCGGCUAGUUCAAAAAGGGGGCAGUUCGUAGAUAAUGCAACCUAUUUAAUUUCACCAUUUGUGCGACGAGGCGAUCUUAACCCGUUUACGGAAAAUGAAAUGACUCUUAAAAUUAAAGCUUGGAGUGCAGUAGAUAACCGCCAAGCUAAGAAGCGUGAUAUCACAGUCAGCCAAUCUUUGCAGUCUCCCAUAAUGAAGCCAAUAGAAAAUCUCGAGAGCCACGAUUUGAUCGCCGAGUACGGACAAAAAGGUCACCUAGAUCGAAGAGUAAAAAGCGCCGGAGAUACGUAUAUGAUAAACAAUUUGUACUUGCCCAAUCCUCAGGAAUGGAAAACUUAUUUAUCUGUCCCUGCAACCAGACGGUCUAUAGAGCAGGGACCAGAGGUUGAGACCAACAAAACGUUACUUCAAAGUUGCGUCAGCUGCUUCGCAUGUUGUAAAUAA
Messenger RNA from Cydia strobilella, 1562 nucleotides. RefSeq lists its product as uncharacterized. Bases 24 to 1562 code for a protein of 512 amino acids. The record is from RefSeq and is a predicted model, not a curated record. Lineage: Eukaryota; Metazoa; Arthropoda; Insecta; Lepidoptera; Tortricidae. The transcript is spliced from 2 exons.